This is a messenger RNA of Lepus europaeus (European hare), 1026 nucleotides long. Its product is annotated as olfactory receptor 10T2-like. The record is from RefSeq and is a predicted model, not a curated record. Gene Ontology annotation, biological process: G protein-coupled receptor signaling pathway. The transcript is spliced from 3 exons. Gene Ontology annotation, molecular function: olfactory receptor activity. Lineage: Eukaryota; Metazoa; Chordata; Mammalia; Lagomorpha; Leporidae. Gene Ontology annotation, cellular component: membrane. The coding region runs from base 1 to 1026 and encodes 341 amino acids.
AUGGGCAAUCACACUCGAGUGAGAACAUUCUUUCUGUGGGGAUUUUCCAGUUUCCCAGACCUGCAGGGUCUACUCUUUGUGGUGAUUUUCUUCUCGCAUGUGACCAUCCUGGCUGCAAAUGUGUCCAUCAUGGUGGCCAUCAAGCUCAGUCACAGCCUUCACACCCCCAUGUACUUUUUCCUCUUUGGCCUCUCUUUCUCAGAAACUUGCACCACUGUGGUGAUCAUCCCCCGCAUGUUGGUAGAUUUGCUAUCAGAGAGCAAGACCAUAUCUCUUCCUGAGUGUGCCACACAGAUGCUUUUCUUCUUUGGUUUGUCAUCUAAUAAUUGUUUCAUCAUGGCUGCUAUGUCCUAUGACUGUUACACAGCCAUCCACAACCCUCUGCACUAUCAUACACUUAUAACACGAAAGAUAUGCAUUCAGCUUAUGAUGGCCUCUUGUAUCAUUGGGUUCCUGGUUUCUCUGUGUGUCACCGUCACUGUAUUCAACUUGUCUUUCUGUAACGCCAACACUAUCGACCAUUUCUUCUGUGACAUUGCACCUGUGGUCCACCUUGCUUGUGAUUACACUCCCCGUCAUGAAAUGACUAUUUUUGUGCUUUCUGCUUUUGUAUUGGUCGGCAGCUUUAUUUUAAUUAUGAUUUCCUAUAUCUUCAUUUUGUCCAUAAUUGUGAGGAUGUCUUCUGCAAAGGGGAGGUAUAAAGCCUUCUCAACUUGUUCCUCUCACCUCACGGUUGUGUUUCUACACUAUGGCUUUGCUUGCUUUGUCUAUUUGAAGCCCAAGAACAGUGACACAUUCUAUGAAAACAUGAUGAUGGCUGUGAUAUAUACAGUGCUAACACCACUGCUUAACCCCAUCGUUUACAGUCUAAGAAAUAAAGAAAUGCAGAUAGCCCUGAGGAAAGUUCUAGACAAUGUCAAUAGGUUUAUUCCUCAGAUGGCCCCAAAGAAGGAGCCACAGCACCUGAGAGAGGAGCAUGAAGCCAAAGUAAUUCAUGUUUCUCCUUGUAAUGUCUAUGAUGCAUAA